AUAACGAAUCAACACCUUUAUGACGGUGUAAAAAAACUGAUCAUCAAAAUGGUAGAGAAGUUGUAUUAGUCUGCAUUAGACUGUACAGGUGUACCUAAUAAAGUGGCCACUGCUGUUCCUUUUAUUUUGUCCACCUCCCUUUGCUGUCUGGAUACCGCCAGAGAAACAGGGUCUUACCUUUGCCCCCCGGUCCAGUAGGGGGCGGUAGUUCCCCACAUUGAACACUUUGCGUUGCUCGGUCUCAUGUCCGUGUUUACAAUCGAAGCGUGACGUUCACGGACUCGCACGUAUACGUUUCGCAACUAAAAGCCAUUCAUUUCCUCUAAAAAAAAUGUCCAAAAUGCUGUCGCUGAAAGCUUUCCUCAACGAGAGACUGACGGCAGCAGCGGAGGAGAUAUUUGGAGCUGUUGAAAAGACAAUAGCCGAGUACAAAGAGGAGAUUUCUCGCUCAAAAGAUUUAGAAAUCAGCCGUCUCAGGAUGCAGCUCAAGCUUCUGAAGUCAGACCACCGGGUAGACAGAUGUCUAGGAGCCCAGCUGCAGCAGCACACCCAUCACCACCACCAUCCUCCUCCUCCUCUUCCUCCUGCUCAGCAUCAGUCAGUCCCUGCAGUGGAGGCUCCUGAGUCCCAGCACUGUGAGGAGGACGGGGGCAGCAGCAUGGAGCAGGAGCACCCAGAGCCCUCACAGGUCAAGAAGGAGCAGCAUAAAGGCCACAGGGAUUUCUGGAUGGCUCACGAUGAAGAGCAACUCGAAGGCCUUGACGCAGACAUCAAAGACUUUAUCUCAUCUCCCUCCAGUCUGAAAACUAGUCUGCAGGACCCCACCUUACCUUUCCAUCCCUACCACCACCACCACCACAACAACAAUAACAACAACAGUAGCAGCAGCGAGGACGGUAAAGAAAAACCCUACAGCUGCUCUGUUUGUGAAAAGCGUUUCAAUAACUGCUCCCACCUCGCAGCUCACAUCAGGACGCACACAGGGGAGAGGCCGUACAGAUGUGAAAUAUGCAGAAAGACCUUUAUCACAACGAGUGCUCUGAACAGACACCAGACCAUCCACACGGAGGGGAAACACUUUGUGUGUAAUUAUUGUGGUAAAUCCUUUAAAUGGAUGGAGUCUCUUGGCAGACACAUGAGGAGUGUUCACAAGAGGGAAAAUAUGCCUGUAUGACACUGUAUAGUUGAGACACUGAAACUACACCUCUCCAACAGAUUAGAUGUGAUUUUACUGUAUAUUAGCCAUCUAUGGUUUAAUUACAUAACACCCAAUAGCUGCAACAAAUAAGGUAAAGUCUGUUUUCUAUGUUUAGUUGUGAAUUAUGUUGGUAACUGUGCAUGGACCUCAUGAAGCCUUGUGUACAUAAACACUAGCUGCAGUAAGUUAUGUGUCAAUAAGUUGUGAGAGUACAGUCACUUACAGAAAGUUGUUUUUUUUAAAUUAUGGUCAGUUUUUCAUUCAAAAUAAAAUACUGAACAUUUUGUUAUUGUUGAGUGGAUUCCUCUUUCUG
This is a messenger RNA of Lates calcarifer (barramundi perch), 1511 nucleotides long. Its product is annotated as zinc finger protein 135. The transcript is spliced from 2 exons. The record is from RefSeq and is a predicted model, not a curated record. Bases 332 to 1174 code for a protein of 280 amino acids. Lineage: Eukaryota; Metazoa; Chordata; Actinopteri; Centropomidae. Gene Ontology annotation, cellular component: nucleus.